AUGAUUCCAAGGCAGAACCAAAGUUGGGUUUCUGAGUUUAUUCUGCUUGGCUUCUCCAGUGACCCCAUGACCAACAGCGCUCUCUUCAUUGUGUUCCUUCUUACCUACCUGAGCACAGUCAUGGGUAAUGGGCUCAUCAUCAUGCUGAUCUGCAUGGACACACAGCUGCACAUGCCCAUGUACUUCUUCCUGUGUAUACUCACCAUGCUGGAUGUUGCCUAUGUCACUACCACCAUGCCCCAGCUGUUGGUGCAUCUUCUUACUAAAUUUCAGACCAUCUCCUUUGCUGGCUGCUGGCUCCAGAUGUGUGUGUUUGGUGCAUUGGUCCUCACUGAGUGCAUCCUCUUUGUUGUCAUGGCUUAUGACCGGUAUGUGGCAAUUUGUUAUCCACUAAGUUAUACUGUUAUUCUCAACUGGGACUUGUGCAUACAGUUGGCAGCUGGGACCUGGAUCUGUGGAUUCUUCUUCUCUCUGAUACACACCUUCUUAACCAUGAGGCUUCCAUACUGUGGCCUUAACAAGGUUAACCAUUACUUCUGUGAAGGACCCUCAGUACAUAGCUUGGCUAGCAUGGACACUCAUCUCAUUGAAAUCGUGGAUCUAGUCAUGAGUGUCUUCCUAAUUGUUGCCCCAAUCUCCCUCAUUGUGGCCUCCUAUGCCAUGGUAAUUCUCAAAAUAAAGUCUACACAGGCCCGCUGUAAGGCUUUCUCUACCUGUGCCUCCCACCUAACUGUGGCCACAUUCUUCUCUGGUUCAGCCUCUUACAUCUACAACAUACCUCCUGUUACUUACUUCUCUAUACUGGAACUAUACAUGCUUUCAUUGACAAAAGCAUGUGUGCAAAGAGGCCCAUCAUUAUCCUGA
Molecule: messenger RNA, 864 nt
Organism: Phodopus roborovskii (desert hamster)
Lineage: Eukaryota; Metazoa; Chordata; Mammalia; Rodentia; Cricetidae
Product: olfactory receptor 2A12-like
Biological process (GO): G protein-coupled receptor signaling pathway
Cellular component (GO): membrane
Molecular function (GO): G protein-coupled receptor activity; olfactory receptor activity
Source: RefSeq, a predicted model, not a curated record